Miscanthus lutarioriparius is the source of this 1158-nucleotide messenger RNA. The record is from the annotation of a GenBank genome assembly. NCBI's taxonomy places the organism in Eukaryota, Viridiplantae, Streptophyta, Magnoliopsida, Poales, Poaceae.
AUGGGAAGCAGUGGAGCAGAUACACCGUCUAAGACAAGCAAGGCAUCUGCCCCUCAGGAGCAGCAGCCACCUGCUACCUCAGGUGCUGCAACACCGGUUGUUUAUCCUGAUUGGUCCAGCUUCCAGGCAUAUCCUCCAAUCCCACCACAUGGGUUCUUCCCUUCAGCUGUGGCAUCAAGUCCACAGGGUCAUCCUUACAUGUGGGGAGCUCAGCCUAUGAUUCCACCAUAUGGAACACCACCGCCACCAUAUGUCAUGUACCCUCCUGGAGUAUAUGCCCACCCAUCUAUGCCCCCGGGUGCACAUCCAUUUACUCCUUAUGCCAUUACUUGUCCAAAUGGCAAUGCUGAUGCUACUGGAACUACUGCUGCAGCUGGUGAUACUGAUGGCAAGCCCUCUGAAGGCAAAGAUAAAAGUCCAACAAAGAGAUCUAAAGGAAGUUUGGGCAGCUUGAACAUGCUUACUGGAAAGAAUCCCAGUGAACAUGGUAAGACCUCUGGUGCAUCGGCUAAUGGAGCCACUUCUCAAAGUGGCGAAAGUGGCAGUGACAGUUCAAGCGAAGGGAGUGAAGGAAAUUCUCAUAAUGAUUCACAUCACAAGGAAAGUGGACAGGAGCAAGAUGGAGAUGUUCGAAGUUCCCAGAAUGGUGCAUCACGUUCACCAUCUGAGGGAAAAUUGAACCAAGCUAUGACAAUCGCGCCCAUGCCAUCAAGUGGCCCAGUAACUGGUCCAACUACAAACCUAAAUAUUGGGAUGGACUAUUGGGCCAACACAGCAAGCUCUGCUCCUGCAAUUCAUGGCAAAGUGACCCCAACAACAGUUCCAGGGGCUGUGGUCCCAGCAGAGCAAUGGAUACAGGAUGAACGUGAACUCAAAAGGCAAAGAAGAAAGCAGUCCAAUAGGGAGUCUGCACGCAGAUCUAGGUUGCGUAAACAGGCUGAAUGUGAGGAGUUGGCUCAACGUGCUGAUGUUUUAAAGCAGGAAAAUGCUUCACUUAGAGAUGAAGUAAAUCGUAUCAGAAAAGAGUAUGAGGAACUUCUAUCAAAGAAUAACUCACUAAAGGAAAAACUUGAAGGCAAACAACACAAAACUGAUGAGGCAGGACUUAACAACAAGCUGCAACAUUCUGGCGAUGCCAGCCAGAAAAAAGGAAACUAA